CGGCUCUCUUUCGGGAACCGGCAAACAGCGCCGCCGAAUGCAUUCCCGGAUCUUGCAAUGCCAUUAUUCCCCACCUUCCACGAACGCGCCAGCGACUAAACGAAAGGCGCCUGUCGAUCCUUUCAAUCGUUUGAUGAUCAGCUCCUUGACAAUCUUUGGACACAGAUUAGUGAGGAUCGCACCAGAUCGUCCUUUCUUUCAUUGCUCCACCUCGAAAAUCUAUAAGACUCCAGUGUCCUGGCCCCCUCGUCUCCUUCCCCUGCGCCUCAACCCUGAUAGAGCAUAUCUCUCAACCAUGUCAGCGCAUUACGAUUUCAAGCCCCCUGCCUCUGCUGAAGAGUACAAGAACCAAUGGACAUCCUCAUUUGAAAAGUGCAAGUCUAUCCUUGAAUCGAUCGAGUCAUCCUCGUCAGCCAAAGACGAAGAAGACCCCCAAGCCAUUCUCGAGACGCUCAAUUCCUUUGCUGUCAUUCACCAAGCUGGUUCGAGCGAUGCCGGUCUGUUCGUCGCUGUGCAUCCCGAUAAGGAGAUGAGAGAUGAAGCUGAGAAAGCAAAGAAGGAAUGGAGUAAAUUAGGAACGGACAUUGGGAUGAGUCGAAAAGCCUUUGAAGCAGUCAAAAGGUGUCAGACGAGCGGACAGGUCAAAGACAAGCGAACGAACUUUUGGAUCGAAAAGAUGUUGAAAGCUUACAAGAGGGAUGGAGUAGACAAGGACGACGAGACCAGAGCCAAAGUCAAGAAAUUAAGGGAGGAGAUCGAUUCAUUGUUGAUCCAGUUUGACAAGAAUCUCGCGGAUGACAGUCGACACAUCUUUUUCAAGCCUGAACAGCUCGAGGGUUUACCGGAGGACUAUCUCAAAGCUCAUCCUGCGGACGACAGUGGUAAAGUAAAAAUCACGACCAACUACCCGGACUAUGUCCCCUUUAUGCGAUAUUGUAAAGAUUCGUCGGCCAAAGAAGAACUGUAUAAUACUUAUAUGUGUCGCGGACAUCCACAGAACGGUCCAGUCCUCGUUGACAUGUUCAACAAGCGACACGAGCUCGCGUCUCUUUUGGGUUUCAAGAACCACGCGGAUCACAAGUUGUCCAAGGAGAUGGUGGAGAACGGAGCCAACGUUCAAGAAUUUAUCGACAAGAUUAGUUCUCUCGCCGAUGAGAGGAUGCAUCGAGAUUUGAAGGAAAUGGCCGAAGUGGGAGGUUACCCAGACGAGAAAUCGAUUCCUCCCUGGGAACAUCAAUACCUUUUCAACAAGGUCAAGACUGAAAGAUACGCUUUCGAUCCAUCCGAAGCCAGACAUUACUUCCCAUUCGGACGCGUUCGAGAUGGUCUCAUGGCGAGCAUGCAAAAGCUCUUCGGGGUCAAAUUUGAGAAAUGCUCAAACGUUCCCGUUUGGCAUCCAGACGUCACAGCCUACGAAUUGAAAGAUGCAAAAUCUGGUCAACUGAUCGGACGAUUCUACCUCGACCUUCACCCCAGAGACAACAAGUACAAGCACGCCGCCGAGUUCGAUAUCCGAUAUGGAAGUCGAGAUAUCUUACCUGAAUCAGCUCUCGUUUGCAACUUUGUCCAAGGGGACGACGCUUUGAUGGAACAUUCCGAAGUCCAAACCUUCUUCCACGAAUUCGGUCACUUGUUACAUCAUCUCUUUGCCUCAGGUCAACAGUGGGUGGAACUUGCCGGUAUUACAUGCGAUUGGGACUUUGUCGAAGCUCCAAGCCAAAUGCUCGAAGAAUGGUCAUAUGAUCCCGAAACCUUGAAGUCGUUCGCCAUUUCCAACAAUACCGGCGAGACAAUUUCUGACGAUAUGAUCAAAGCUCUCCGACACAGUCGAACGGCUAGUCGAGGUGUUCAAGUCAGGAGACAAAUGUCUCUCGCUGCCUUGUCCCUGUACGUUCAUCAACUGGACAAGAACACCAUUGCCAAUCCUGAAGAUGUGGACAAGGCGGCUCAGCACAAUGAUUCAGCUUAUGGACCUCACGACACUGUACCUGGAACUCAUUUCGCUUAUGCUUUCGGACACUUGGGCGGAUACUCCACAGCAUACUAUUGUUACAUGUGGUCUCAAGUCAUCGCUCUGGAUCUAUUCGAUCAAUUCAAGAAGAAUGGAUUGUAUGAUCCUCAGACCGCUCAGGCUUACCGUACAAAAGUGUUGGCAGCUGGAGGACAGGAUAAUGCAAAGAGCUUCGUGGCGGAGUUCCUUGGUCGACAGUACAGCUUUGACGCCAUGCAAGCGUACUUGGAUGAGUAGACAAGGCUGGAACGGACCUGAGGUCAUGUAGUAGUGUAUACCUAGUCAUAUGCCUCUGAGACACUUCGGAAAAAAAUAGUGCCGCGGUGUCCCAGGUUCAGUAGUCAAUAGCACGGUCGAGUGCGACGAUGAUACAUAUACACAAAU
This is a messenger RNA of Kockovaella imperatae, 2395 nucleotides long. RefSeq lists its product as hypothetical. Gene Ontology annotation, biological process: proteolysis; peptide metabolic process. The transcript has a single exon. Gene Ontology annotation, molecular function: metalloendopeptidase activity. The record is from RefSeq and is a predicted model, not a curated record. Bases 38 to 2248 code for a protein of 736 amino acids. Lineage: Eukaryota; Fungi; Basidiomycota; Tremellomycetes; Tremellales; Cuniculitremaceae.